This is a messenger RNA of Rubroshorea leprosula, 918 nucleotides long. NCBI's taxonomy places the organism in Eukaryota, Viridiplantae, Streptophyta, Magnoliopsida, Malvales, Dipterocarpaceae. The record is from the annotation of a GenBank genome assembly.
UUAAAUCUUUUGUUCACUCUGGCAAAAAAUGGCAGGAGAGGGUGACUCCAUGAAGCAGAAAUCUGUGUGUUCUGAUGGGGGAGAUGAAAAGAUUUACUCUGAUAAGGAUCCAACUGUGGAACUUCUGAACACGAAACAACUUAACUUAGGUCCUACAAAGAAGCUUAUAAUUCUUGGCAUCGGAGGGUUGCUUUGCCACAGGGUCUGCUACAAAGAAAGAUCUCAAGUUCCCAUAUACCGGCAACACGAUGCUGCUUAUGGAAGCUACAAAGUGUACAAGAGACCUUUCUGUGAAGACUUCAUGAAGUUUUGUCUUGAAAGAUUUGAAGUUGGAAUUUGGUCGUCUGCAAGGGAAUGGUACUUGAACAGUGCCUUGGACUGUAUAACCAGCGGAUUGAAAAGCAAGCUGUUAUUUGCUUGGGAUCAAGAUUAUUGUACCAAUACUGGGUUUGGUACCUUGGAGGAGAAAAACAAACCGAUUUUUUUGAAGGAACUAAAACAAGUGUGGGGAAGAAACUGGCACACAGGAAGAUAUUCUGAACUCAGUACACUGCUUAUUGAUGACAAACCCUACAAGGCCCUGCUUAAUCCUCCUCACACAGCAAUAUUUCCUACCGAAUACAAGGCGAACAUUGUUGGGGAUGAUGCUCUAGGUCCAAAUGGGGAGCUGCGACUAUACUUAGCUGGGCUGGCAGAUGCAGAUGAUGUACCUACCUAUGUUAAAGCACACCCAUUUGGACAGCCUGCAAUAACUGCGAGGCAUGCUGAUUGGGAUUAUUACUCAAAGGUUAUCAAUACAUUUUCAAGCUAAAAGUGAAGUGAAGACAGGCGCAAAUGCACCAGGGAUACAGUACAGAUACAGUCUGAUCAAAUAUUUCUAUGUUAUCAUUUAAUUUCUCCUGUUUUACCAGUAUUCUA